Messenger RNA from Phyllostomus discolor (pale spear-nosed bat), 2079 nucleotides. Its product is annotated as protein FAM111A-like. The record is from RefSeq and is a predicted model, not a curated record. Bases 129 to 2030 code for a protein of 633 amino acids. The transcript has 3 exons. Lineage: Eukaryota; Metazoa; Chordata; Mammalia; Chiroptera; Phyllostomidae.
AGGAGGCACAGAGGGGAAAAUACCUCUUUAAACAAACAAAAAAAUCUAAAGCAGCCACUAACUUUCCUAUCUUCCCAGUCAAACUCCCAUUUGUUUCAGCUGAACUGCCUACUCAUCUUCAAGCCAUCAUGAGCUGUAAGAAAAACAGGUCACAGAAGGUCUCCUUGGAUACAAGGAGAAAUACGAAAAUUGUGGACUAUUUUCCUCAGGUCAAUAAAGAACAACAGGAUAAUUCCAGUGUUCCUCAAAUGAAGAAUGGCUCCAGAAAAAGCCCACAUCAUGUAACUAAUACCCAGGCUCAAGGACCCAAAGACCAGGCUAUAUCCCAAAAUAAGGUACUUGACAUUACCUUAGAUGUACCUCACAGGAGAAACAAACAAAUGAAAUACCAGAUCACAUGUAAUGAGAGGCAUACCUUAUCAACAGCACUUGACACUCUUCGGGUUGUCAAAAAAGAGAGAGAAACUCAGCAAGGCAAAGAAAUGCUGGUGCAAGGCACAGAAGGAAUUGAAGGCUACCUAAACCUUGGAAUGCCCCUCAGUUGUUUGCCUCAAAAUUGUCACCUGGGAAUUACAUUUGCCCAGAAUAAAAGUAAGCAGAAUGAAAAGAACCAGAUAUCUGGUCGGCAUGACAAGCCAUCUACUGAUUGUGUCAAAUUUUUUAUCCACGCAAUUGGAAAGACAAGGAAAAGGAUUGUCAAAUACAGGAAACUUCACAAAGAAGGGGUCAAACUCUGUGUCUAUGCUUUCAAAGGAGAAACCAUCAAAGAGGCUGUGUGCAAGGAUGGCAGAUUUCUUUCCUUUCUGGAGAUCGAUGAUUGGAGACUCAUUUUAAACCUGGACUCCAUUGUAGAAAACACACAGUGCGUCGAUGAGCUAGAGGGCAAGCUCUUCCAGGUUGAGGUUCAACAAAGGAGGACGCCUAGGGCAGCAGCCACUCAGAGCCGUGAUUUGGCAACCACUCAGAACUAUGGUGUGGUAACCACUCAGAGCUGUGAUUUGACAACCACUCAGAAUCCUGAGUUGGAGGAAAGAAACACCUCUGUGUCGAAAGGAGUAAGUGUGGCCCUGUACCCUAGUUUGAAAAGAGAAAUGACAAAAAUUAGAGAAAGCUUCAAGAAAAAGAUUAAAAAUAGACAGGGGAAGAAAUUAUAUCUUGCACAUAAAACAUACUUUGGGAAACUGACAAAAAAUGCUACUCCAGUUAAAAUGCUCAAACUUCUUUCUCAUCUCAGUGACUCAGUUGGGUACUUGUCAUGGGACAACAAUGGAAUUCGGGGUUGUGCCACCUGCUUUGUUUUUAGAGGGUUGUUUGUUUUCACUUGUCGACAUGUAAUACAGGACAUUGUGGGAACAGGAAUAGAGCCAAGCAAGUGGGCAGACAUAAUUGGCCAAUGCGUGAGAGUGACGUUUGGUUACGAAGACAGCCACGAAACAGGGGACUACUUUUUUGUCAGGCCUUGGUUUAAGAUAUCUGAUGAAACUCUCGAUUAUGCUGUUCUGGAACUGGAGGAAAAUGGACAGCCAGUACCUUUGGGACUAUAUAAUGGAAUUGGUCCUGUGCCCCUUAGUGGGUUGAUAUAUAUUAUUGGCCAUCCAGAUGGAAAGCUAAAGUUGGCUGAUGGUUGUGCUGUAAUCCCUCAGGGUCAGCGAGUACAAAGAUAUCAGCAACAUUUUCCGUCUCAGGAUUCCAAUGAGUGUAUGCAGGAUUUCGAUGAGCAUAUGGAAUAUAUCCAUAUGUUCACUCAAAGAAGUUUCGAGGAAAUGGCUCCCAGAACUGAUGUGAUUACCUAUGACACCAGUUUUUACUUUGGGUCAUCUGGCUCGCCAGUAUUUGAUUCAUACGGUUCAUUGGUGGCCAUGCACAGUGCUGGCUUCCGUAAUUACUACCAUUCUGAAUUUUCCAGUAUCAUUGAGUUUGGCCCUACUAUGGAAGCCAUCCUCCAUGAUAUUAAACAAAAGCAUAGAGCCUGGUAUGAAGGCACAUGCAUAACUCAGCAGGAGGUAGAAAUGGUGUGUGAUGAGGAUUGAGGACAGUGAGAAUCCCAUCUAUUUCCAAGCUUUAAGGGAAUUAGCUAUA